CAGUCAACGAAUCAAGACAUACUGGACAUGACAGUUCUGCUGACCGUUAGAGCUGGACAGCAGCGUGAUCACAGUCUACUUAACUGGUUGCUGUGGGGAUCCAUAUAGUCUGAGUUAGAGGAAAUGGGAUCAUCAAUGAGUUCAACGGGAAGUUCCGUUCACCCGCUAUUUUACUUCGAUCCUGACCUGAGGUGGACACCCGAAAGACCCGAUUACUGUUCAACCAAAUGGGAACUGCGAGAGAAACUGGACAACCUGGCCGACGUAUCCGAAAAGAUCAAGGAAGUGAUGUACUACACUCACCCGCUCAACUGGUGGCAAAUGUCGAAACAUUUUAUGCAUCACGCGUUCAUCGUCCUGGUCACGGACAGCUGGUUCUGGUCCAUCGAGAAGGACGAAGGAGGCAUCACCAUUCAACGGUCCAAGCGCCUGGAAGAUGUUCGCGACCAGUGUCGCAAACACGGCCGUAUGACUGGCCUAGCCACCGGGAUCGCUUUGGCGCAUCAAGGCCCCAGCAAUGCCACCGUGAUCGAACUCCUCAGGUACAUGUGGACGCAAAACUGCAUGAAUUUAGAUUACCAUUUUUUAGGCAACAACUGCCAGAAUUUUGCCAAUAUGAUUUUCGGGAACUUUGUCUUACCGCCGUUUAACGAGGUGCCAAGGGUGAACGUCAAGUUCAACAUAUCAGGAUCAGGCUGACGAGUUGUUUAUUGUAGGCCUAGAGCAAGCCUACUGU
Molecule: messenger RNA, 736 nt
Organism: Daphnia pulicaria
Lineage: Eukaryota; Metazoa; Arthropoda; Branchiopoda; Diplostraca; Daphniidae
Exons: 2
Coding region: 124-699 (191 amino acids)
Source: RefSeq, a predicted model, not a curated record